AUGAUCCAAUUCGCCAAAUCCAUCAAAGACUUGGACGAUUACGUCGCCCAUAACAAGUACUUGGUGAUCAACUACACCGCCGCCUGGUGUGGUCCGUGCCAGCAUAUCAAACCCAUGGUGGACGCGUUGUACAGCGACUCCAACGAGCGCUACGCCAAGGUCGAGAUCGUCAGAGUCGACUUGGACACCAAUCAGGACGCUGCCACCCGCCACAACAUCACCAGUGUCCCCACUUUCUUGUUCUUCGAAAACGGAGCCGAAAAGGCCCGGGUUAGUGGUGCCAACUUGAACGAUCUCAUCAAGGAAUUGGACGCCAUCAAUAGCAGGGCCAAGGACGACCCCCUGGCCGGCAGAGCCGGCAACGGCGCUUCCUUCGAACGGGUUGCUGCCGACCCAGCUUACAACGCCAUCGCAGGCAAGGUGCCCAAGGGUUACGAGGUGUUGAACGGCCUGAUCCAUUUUGGCGACUUCGAGGCCUUGAACGUCGAUUCUCUCUACGGUGGUGAUGUCAAGGACUUGUUUCGCUUGGGCGCCAAAGACAAUACGACGGUGUACUCUGAUGCCGACUCCCAGAUGUUGCUCUACGUGCCGCUUCUCACCAUCUCUAAGGUCUACUCCAUAUGGAUCAAAACCGCCAAAGUGGCCAAAGCUGACAACAUCAAGCUCGAGGACGACGAGAUUGAAGAGACACAAAGUCCCAACCUUGUCAAGGUGUGGCCAAACCACUCAAGCAUUAUCUCCUUUGACGACGCCGCUUCCGAUUCUGCUCCACACGUGGAGAAGAUAGAUGGCCAGGAUGGGUGGUAUGAAUGCAAGUUGAAGUUUGUUCGGUUCCAGAACGUGCAGAGCUUGAACUUAUUUUUUGAUGGUGACGACGAAGAUUACCAUACUGUGAUCGAGAAGAUCUUGCUUGUGGGUGUUAACGGGGAGAGUAAGGAACAAGGCAAGAUCCAGGACGAUUAG
Molecule: messenger RNA, 963 nt
Organism: Suhomyces tanzawaensis NRRL Y-17324
Lineage: Eukaryota; Fungi; Ascomycota; Pichiomycetes; Serinales; Debaryomycetaceae
Exons: 1
Coding region: 1-963 (320 amino acids)
Source: RefSeq, a predicted model, not a curated record